AUGGUAUCUGGCCCAGUUUCAUUAGAUGAUGUAUAUGAGAACAAUUUAGGUAUGUUGGCCAAAUUAGUCAAUACCAAUUAUCCAAAUGUUUACCAGGAAGAAUUUUUCAGUGAACUAUUUGCCAAAAAAUCCACUUUUUUUACUAAAUUGGCCUAUUUCAAUUCUGUCCCUGUGGGUACCAUCAAGUGUAAGUUACAUACAAAGAAGAAGAGUGAUACCGUCUUGAAAGGUUUACAAAUUGAGGUCCUGACGGUAUUGAAGAACUAUCUUCGUGUUGACCAGAUCAGAGAAAAAUUACUUAAUUGGGCAGAAGAAGAAUGCACAAAGCAUCAUCAGCAUAAUAUUUAUGUACAUGUAUUGUCUGAAAACAAUGCUGAGAUUGAAUGGUACACUACAAACGGCUUUGAGCAAGAAGUGGACGCGUUUACGAGGGAAUCUCAAAUUCAGUGCACUCUACUAAAGAAACACUUACCAUAA
Molecule: messenger RNA, 477 nt
Organism: Kazachstania africana CBS 2517
Lineage: Eukaryota; Fungi; Ascomycota; Saccharomycetes; Saccharomycetales; Saccharomycetaceae
Gene: NAT5
Product: peptide alpha-N-acetyltransferase subunit NAT5
Exons: 1
Coding region: 1-477 (158 amino acids)
Biological process (GO): mitotic sister chromatid cohesion
Cellular component (GO): NatA complex
Molecular function (GO): acyltransferase activity, transferring groups other than amino-acyl groups
Source: RefSeq, a predicted model, not a curated record